Messenger RNA from Dufourea novaeangliae, 517 nucleotides. RefSeq lists its product as uncharacterized. The transcript is spliced from 5 exons. Lineage: Eukaryota; Metazoa; Arthropoda; Insecta; Hymenoptera; Halictidae. The record is from RefSeq and is a predicted model, not a curated record. Gene Ontology annotation, biological process: mRNA export from nucleus; mRNA processing. The coding region runs from base 86 to 517 and encodes 143 amino acids. Gene Ontology annotation, cellular component: THO complex part of transcription export complex. Gene Ontology annotation, molecular function: mRNA binding.
UCGCGAUGGUGGAAAAUGGAGUCUAUUAACCUGUGAUGUUGAUACGAUUGUUUUUAAUCAUUAAAAAGCUUUUCAUGGAAUUAAAAUGGCUGGUAAAGUGUGGAAUACAGAAAUAUGGAAAGCAUGGGAUAAACAUGGGAAAAAUGAUUUCCUCAAGUUAAUCAAGCACAAAUUUAAGGAAGGCAACACUACAGAAUGGAGAAGAGGAUUGUACGAAUUAAUAUCAAAUGGAACCCAUGGGAACAUAAAAAGGGACGGUGUAGUUCAGACGUUAGGUGAACUCAUGAAUAUUGAUGGAGCAAUACCAUCUGCGAUAGUAGAUAUAUUUACACUAAUAGAUGCGGAAGCACAUAAUGAAGAAAGAAAUAAUUUUUAUUAUAUUGUGAAAGAAUCUGAAAAGUUUCUAACAGAUAGGAUAUUAAAGGAACGUUUAGAAAUUGAUACGUUGCAAGAUGUAGGAACAUUAAAGAAUAAGAAUUUCCAAACCAAAUUCAUUAAAGUGAAGACAAAGUUGUAG